CAACAUUCUUGAUCACUUGCACGCACUUCGGCACACGAAACGGACACUCUCACACGGAGCGAUACGGCCUACAGACUGCGUAGCCGUCACCAGCGACCGAAAAACCGGCCCAUCUCAGACUCUCCGCCGUUCCCACCUCACCCGACCACCUCCCCCUCCUCCACAAUGGUCCGCCUCGGCGCCAUCAACAACCUGACCCGCUCGGUCCCCGUGCCGGGCUACAACCACUUCCUGACGCCGCUGCGCAAGAUCGUGUUCGACUAUGACGCCGAGUCGCCUGCGCAGGCUGGUCUGCGCGACUACCUCGCCCGCCCCCUCCUCUCCAUGGCCAAGGCCAACCCCGACAUCGAGGUCGUCGUGCGCAAGUUGAAACGCGGCAAGGCGGGCGUCAUCCGCGGGCACUACACCAACGGCCGGGACAAGGUCAUCUGCGUCAACAACCUCAAGGACCACGAGGUGGCCAAGAAGGUCGACCUGGUGCUCAACUCGUCGGGCGCGAAGAUCAAGAACCUCAAGAACAGCACCCUUGAGGCUGGUCCUGGCGGCGAGGCAGCGCGUGGUAUCUGGUCGGCUCUGCAUGAUGCGUCCAAGCAGGGCGGCGGAUACAGGAUAUAAGUGGAGAGGAGAUUCAUUGAGCAUUGCAUGCACCACUGCGG
Molecule: messenger RNA, 656 nt
Organism: Vanrija pseudolonga
Lineage: Eukaryota; Fungi; Basidiomycota; Tremellomycetes; Trichosporonales; Trichosporonaceae
Gene: mrpl51
Product: 54S ribosomal protein L51, mitochondrial
Exons: 2
Coding region: 166-615 (149 amino acids)
Biological process (GO): mitochondrial translation
Cellular component (GO): mitochondrial large ribosomal subunit
Molecular function (GO): structural constituent of ribosome
Source: RefSeq, a predicted model, not a curated record